AUGUCAUCGGAAGACUACCGCCCGUCGUUAGACGACCCGAAUGCCUGGGUUCCAUAUCGAUACCACCCAAGCCUCGCCGCCGCUAUCGCAUUCACUGUAGUCUUCGGGCUUGUGACUCUAGCUCAAGGGGCCCUCACAAGUGUUCGUCGCGUGUGGUACUUCACACCCUUUACGAUUGGCGGCAUUUUCGAGAUCAUAGGCUACAUCGGUCGAACCAUAUCAACGAACGACCUCUGGGCUUUGGGUCCAUACAUUGUCCAGAGUAUUCUCCUUCUCAUCGCGCCUGCUUUCUUCGCGGCGGCGAUAUACAUCGUCCUGGGUCGGAUCAUACGCUUCGUUGAUGGGGAGAGGCACUCCUUGAUUCGGCUCAAAUGGUUGACUAAGAUCUUCGUUACGGGGGAUGUGGCUGCAUUCUUACUUCAGAUGGCUGGUGGUGGCAUCCAAGCAGGCGGAACUCUCAGCCUAAUGCACCUAGGAGAAAAGAUCAUCAUCGUGGGCCUCUUCGCACAAGUCGUAUUCUUCGGGCUUUUCGUCGUCGUCGCAUCCUUAUUCCACUACCGCUUUACGCGCCACGACGCCUCCCAACUUUCGCGAGUCCGCGACUCAGCUUGGCGUAGACAUAUCCACGCACUUUAUUGGGGCUCGGGACUCAUCAUGUUUCGUUCAAUCUUCCGCGUGGUGGAAUACCUGAUGGGCAACAACGGCUUUCUUUUGCGGCACGAGUACUUUCUGUACAUCUUCGAUGCGGUGCCGAUGUUCCUUCUGAUGGUGCUGUUCCUCAUCAUCCACCCGAGCCAGCUGACGGCACUGGAGGCCGGCAGUGCUGGGGAGUCAGCCGGGAACGAGGCGCGCGGCCGAAAGUGGUAUUUUAGUAAGAGCAGGGGACCGCGAUACACGCGGCCGGCUUUAGAUGCAUCUGUUAUGGAGCUGCACAAAACAGGAGGGAGCACAGCAUAUAGUCCCUCGACUUGA
Messenger RNA from Fulvia fulva, 972 nucleotides. RefSeq lists its product as uncharacterized. NCBI's taxonomy places the organism in Eukaryota, Fungi, Ascomycota, Dothideomycetes, Mycosphaerellales, Mycosphaerellaceae. The transcript is spliced from 3 exons. Gene Ontology annotation, cellular component: membrane. The record is from RefSeq and is a predicted model, not a curated record. Bases 1 to 972 code for a protein of 323 amino acids.